Molecule: messenger RNA, 2874 nt
Organism: Amoebophrya sp. A25
Lineage: Eukaryota; Dinophyceae; Syndiniales; Amoebophryaceae
Source: the annotation of a GenBank genome assembly
UGAUCAUAUCGAUAUCUAUGCGUCAAUUUUUUGUGUGAGUAGCAGGUUACGUUGGGUAAUAGCCUCUUGCUAUACGUCACUCAUUCCUGUUCUGCUUCAUGCAUCAUUUUGUUGCAAAAAAGAGUUUGAGGAUGCCCCCAGUAGAAGGAUUGCAAAUUUUUAUGAGUAGGUGCGUCAAGUUCUUUGGAUGCAAACUGCAAGUGGGGAAGUCUUCGAUUUCAAUGUCACGUCGUGGCGUGUUAAUGCAGUGCUUGGUCGUAUAACAACACGCAGAAGAAUUUGAAUCUUUACGAGUAGUCCACUCUUUCUCCUCCUCUUGCAAAGAACGUGCGUGGUGUGCCUCCACCUUGAGCAGCAAAAAAAAGCAAAAAAAAGUUCGUGCUGCUGCACGAGACUACAACUAGUUGCAGGCGUCUAAUACGGAUAUCCAAAAGAAGAGACUCAACAAGCGUGACCGACAAAAGAAGAGAACUCAGCAGUCACCAGGAUCGCCGCAGAACCUCCAGAAGCACCUAUAAUUACCAAUCACGACAACAAAUAUUUCGCGAACAGGAUGCGGACUGAGUAAUAUUUCUUCUUCUUCUUUUACUGGAUUCACAUUAUCGGGUUAGUUACUUUGAAGUCCCUUCUAGUUCGAUUCCGGCGUCAUAUGGGUUUGAAUUUCUUGUCAUCCAGCAUCAGAAUUAAAUUUCCAAAUUUCAAAACUAAAACACACCAGCAUUGCGAGUGGUCUCACCUUGGCGAAGAGUACUAAAUGGGCCGUUUUUCAAGAACAACAGUGCCUCAGGAAAAGAGGACAACAGGCAUACGAAGAGAAACUACAGAAAGAAGAAAAACUUCAGUUACGAACUCACUCGUAAUUUUUUUAGUUAAGUACCCACCUUGAAUAAAUGUAGUAUGAAAUUCCUCCACGCUAAUUUUACUCUUGAUUCUCUCUUUUGCUCAGGACCAUUGAACUUUUUUUUACUUGUCUUUGAAUGACUGACCUAGACGACGACUUGUUUUAGACCUUAUUAAUAUUUGACUCUCUGUCAGCUAAGCCCGAUAGCUACUCCACCUAUUAGCCUGCCACUUACGAGGACCACCACGGAGUGUCAUACUAGAUUAUAGCCACUCCUAUUAGCCACUUACGAGGACGACCAGACUAGAUUCGUUUUAGUCCUUUUUUUCAGGUUGGUAGUCUUGAAUAUCUCCCGACUUCCUUGAAGAUGACAACCUCCUUAGUAGAACAGUGGUGUUCAAGGAAGUCUAACCUCCUUGAAGAUGACAGCCUCCUUUAGUGGUUCAUCCGAAAGGGUGUUGUCAUCGUAGCGGUCGUUCAAGCUUUUUUCGCGUGCUGUGCGUUGCUUUUUUUUUGUGCUGUGCUUUGCUUUUUUUUUGUGCUGUGCUGCAGUUUCUUUUUUUGGUCCGAAAUGUUUAGUUUAGAUAUAUAUUCACGUCUCGUCCCGACUCUCUUGAAGAUGACAACUAUCAGGAGGGGUGGUACUAUUUUGAUCGCCGGCCUUUAACAAUGCGACGCCAAGCGAGGCAAGCGGCACAAGGCAUCUUUUCAGCAAUAGACGCGGAGAGGGGUAAGAUUUUGACUCCAUUCAACUCUUGGCAGAAACGUCAGUGAAGAAGUCAAACGGUGUUGACAUAGAUGAAAGUAGUAGCAGACGUAGAUGUAGUUUCUACGCCUCCUAGUCGUACUAGUACUAGUCGUGUACAACAGCUGGGCAGCUGUUGCACAAAUCGCAGGAGAAAUAUAAAAAACAACUUACUAGUUCUAGUAAGUACUAAACGAAAACUUAUGGUAGUACUUCGCAAACUCAACCUCAACCAUGAUCGUCUUUUGAUACCAGCUUCCUUGAGCGGAUCGGAGAGCUAUUCUGGUGCAGGGACGACUCAUUCCGGUGCAGGAGAUGAAAGCGACUUAUGAAGAGAACAUGCGUUUGCUCUUUUUUCUACCUCCUACUACAACUCCUUAAUACAACGUUUACAUGCUCACUCUUCUCGCGUACAUCGGAAAAACACGCGGAUGUAGUUGUGGUUGUCCAUAUUUGUGGCUAUUAUUAUAAUCGGCAACGACACCAUUACCCUAAAAAGCCGCCCAUCUUCCUCUAACUCCCCAAGAAGUGAGACGAAUCGUGAGAGAAAGACGACGCUCCACCAGACCAGCGUGGACAACUAAUGGCUACAACCUAAACUUCAACCGUGACGUGUUUAGGCCAUUAGAGGGUUAUGCAAAACAAAGAGCGACCAUCUACGAAUGGGAGACAAGUACUAGUUUGCUUCUAAGUAACCUAAGCACAUCAACAUGUAGGUGUGCUAUAAAUUACUUCAAUCAUGAUCUUCUAGUUCUACGAUUUAGUAGUUAUGGGAGUAGACACGUACUAUUUUACUUCAACAAGAACAAUUGAGGAGGUCCGCUAAUAUCGAGAAGGACUACUAGAAAAAUAUUCGCCAUCCUAUCUUCUCAGGAGAACCCGACGAAUUUCGGAAGGCGGCGAUGCAGCUACCACAGGGUAUAGCUUGUAGCUCUACCGGUUCCCUGAGCAAACGUCAGGAUCUGCGACUUUCGAAGUAGAAUACCUACACAUCUACUUCACAUUCACAACACGCACGCUCAAGAACGUCAUCCGCCUGCUGCUGCAUAAUAAGCAUAUUAGCUCAAGUCAUCAUCUUUAUCUUGGCUGAUGGCGAAUAUCGACAUGAUGUCAUAACACCACCGACUCACAGACGCACAGAUGACACAAUGAUCAACUACGACGACGUUUUCUGUUAGACAUAUAGAUACGGAACAAGAAUUGAUGCGUCCCUCUCGAGUCUGUUCUCCUGAGGAUGCAAGUUCUUGUUUUUUCGUGUCAUGAUAGAGGAUGUAAGAAUCUUCCACAU